Messenger RNA from Hordeum vulgare subsp. vulgare (domesticated barley), 1498 nucleotides. RefSeq names its product protochlorophyllide reductase A, chloroplastic. Lineage: Eukaryota; Viridiplantae; Streptophyta; Magnoliopsida; Poales; Poaceae. Bases 101 to 1267 code for a protein of 388 amino acids. The record is from RefSeq and is a predicted model, not a curated record. Gene Ontology annotation, molecular function: protochlorophyllide reductase activity. The transcript has 2 exons.
CCCACUGGUGAAGUACAGCAGCACAGUGCACUCGAGUUCGAGCUCGUUGAACUCUUGCAGUGCAGUGCUAGCUAGCGACAGUCCAAGCUCACCGUCAUCCAUGGCUCUGCAGCUUCUCCCCUCCACCCUCUCCGUCCCCAAGAAGGGCAGCAGCAUGGGCGCGGUGGCGGUGAAGGACACGGCGGCGUUCCUGGGCGUGAGCAGCAAGGCGAAGAAGGCGUCGCUGGCGGUGAGGACGCAGGUGGCCACGGCGCCUUCGCCGGUGACGACGAGCCCGGGCUCGACCGCGUCGUCGCCGAGCGGCAAGAAGACGCUGCGGCAGGGCGUGGUGGUGAUCACGGGCGCGUCAUCCGGGCUGGGCCUGGCGGCGGCCAAGGCGCUGGCCGAGACGGGCAAGUGGCACGUCGUCAUGGCGUGCCGCGACUUCCUCAAGGCCUCCAAGGCGGCCAAGGCGGCGGGCAUGGCGGACGGCAGCUACACCGUCAUGCACCUCGACCUCGCCUCCCUCGACAGCGUCCGGCAGUUCGUUGACGCGUUCCGCCGCGCCGAGAUGCCGCUGGAUGUGCUGGUGUGCAACGCCGCCAUCUACCGGCCCACGGCGCGCACGCCGACCUUCACCGCCGACGGGCACGAGAUGAGCGUGGGCGUGAACCACCUGGGCCACUUCCUGCUCGCCCGCCUCCUCAUGGAGGACCUCCAGAAGUCCGACUACCCGUCCCGCCGCAUGGUCAUCGUCGGCUCCAUUACCGGCAACAGCAACACGCUGGCGGGCAACGUGCCGCCCAAGGCCAGCCUCGGCGACCUCCGCGGGCUGGCCGGAGGCCUCAGCGGCGCGUCCGGCUCCGCCAUGAUCGACGGCGACGAGAGCUUCGACGGCGCCAAGGCGUACAAGGACAGCAAGGUGUGCAACAUGCUGACCAUGCAGGAGUUCCACCGGCGGUACCACGAGGAGACCGGCAUCACCUUCUCCUCGCUCUACCCGGGCUGCAUCGCCACCACGGGGCUGUUCCGGGAGCACAUCCCGCUGUUCCGGACCCUCUUCCCGCCGUUCCAGAAGUUCGUCACCAAGGGGUUCGUGUCGGAGGCGGAGUCCGGCAAGAGGCUGGCGCAGGUGGUGGCGGAGCCCAGCCUGACAAAGUCCGGCGUGUACUGGAGCUGGAACAAGGACUCGGCGUCCUUCGAGAACCAGCUCUCCCAGGAGGCCAGCGACCCCGAGAAGGCACGCAAGGUCUGGGAGCUCAGCGAGAAGCUCGUCGGACUUGCAUGAUCCACCGCAAAUCCCAUGGAUGCAUGCAUGCAUCUAGGACGCCGGCCAAUGCUCAACUUGUCGCUUUUUUAAACUUAUUUGGUAAUUAUCAUUUUUACGCCUUUUUAGAAGCUCAAUUACGCGGGAGAGGCCUUGCGAGUGUCCGCGAGAGUGUGCAUAGAUCUCGUGUGGAAGAUGUACAAUUUUCGGCAAACAUUGGAAUAAUAAAACCGCAGGCCUGAUUGAGGAUGA